AUGGCUGUCCUGGGCCUAGUGCUACUAGUAGCACUGCUCACCUUUUUCCUAGGAGUCUUAGUCUGGGUUGUCUGUGAGCACUUUCUCACUGCAGAUAUCCCCUCUGAUGUGCAACAUCCUGCCAAGUUGAGAUUUCUGCAUUGUAUGUUCCUGUAUGUGACAACAUUGGGGAAUAUAUUUGAGAAGCUCGGAAUCUGCUCCAUGCCCAAAUUUUCCUGUUUUGUACAUGACAUACUACAGAGAGCAAAGGAGAACCCGAAAGUUAUAGUGACCAAACUGCAUUUUGGGACGAUCCCCGUGAGGCUGUUCCAGCCCAAGGCAGAGUCCUCCAGCCCUCGGCGAGGCAUCAUCUUCUACCAUGGAGGGGCUGCACUAUUCGGGAGCCUGGAUUGUUACCACAACGUAUGCAGUUUUCUGGCCCAGAAGACGGACUCUGUGCUGCUGUUGGUUGGGUACCGCAAGCUUCCUGAUUACCACUUCCCUGUCGCUUCCCUUGACUGUCUGGCUGCUACCAUUCACUUCCUGAAAGCUCUAAAAUCCUACGGAGUGGAUCCCUCCCGGGUUGUGGCCUGUGGAGAAAGCAUUGGAGGAGCGGUUUUGGCCUCCAUCACUCAGACUCUGGUGGGCAGAUCAGAUCUUCCCCGGAUCCGGGCUCAGGUCCUGAUUUACCCAGUUAUCCAGGUGGUCAACUUGCAGUUACCAUCCUUUCAGCAGAAUAAAAAUGUCCCAUUUCUCGACUCCAAGUUAAUGAAGCUUUGCAUUUGUAAAUACCUGGCUAUCAACUCCUCCUGGUGGGAUGCCAUCUUGAAUGGUGCUUUCAUACCUCUGGAUACCUGGAAUAAGUACAGCAAGUGGCUCAGCCCUGAAAACAUCCCUAAAAGAUUCAAGAAAAAAGGUUACCAGCAGCCCAAGUUCCCCAGCCCUUUUAAUGAGGCUGCCUACCUAGAAACUGGACAUAUUUUAGAUGUAUCAAUUUCACCCCUGCUGGCUGAGGAUGAGACCAUUGCCCAACUACCUGAGGCUUUCUUGGUGAGUUGUGAGAAUGACCUGCUCCGUGACCACACCCUGCUCUAUAAGAAGCGCUUGGAGGACCAAGGGGUCCCUGUGACAUGGUACCAUGUGAAGGAUGGCAUUCAUGGAAGCUUAGUCUUAUUCAAAGAUAACAUUUUCACACUGCCAUGCUUCUCAAAUAUUGUGAAUGGUGUAAUCAGUUUUAUAAAUGGUAUAUGA
Molecule: messenger RNA, 1230 nt
Organism: Tupaia belangeri chinensis (Chinese tree shrew)
Lineage: Eukaryota; Metazoa; Chordata; Mammalia; Scandentia; Tupaiidae
Gene: AADACL4
Product: arylacetamide deacetylase like 4
Exons: 4
Coding region: 1-1230 (409 amino acids)
Molecular function (GO): hydrolase activity
Source: RefSeq, a predicted model, not a curated record